Messenger RNA from Lodderomyces oxycetoniae, 1839 nucleotides. RefSeq names its product putative permease (gene SEO1). NCBI's taxonomy places the organism in Eukaryota, Fungi, Ascomycota, Pichiomycetes, Serinales, Debaryomycetaceae. Gene Ontology annotation, biological process: transmembrane transport. Bases 1 to 1839 code for a protein of 612 amino acids. Gene Ontology annotation, cellular component: membrane. The record is from RefSeq and is a predicted model, not a curated record. Gene Ontology annotation, molecular function: transmembrane transporter activity. The transcript has a single exon.
AUGACUAAAUCGGUAAUAUUUCAAAGACUCAAAUGGGGUUUUUUACCCGUUCGCAGAAUUGUUGAUGAAGAUGAGUUUGGUAACUUUAUUGAUGUUAUUGAUGGUACAGAUCAAGAGUCUACCAGGAUUGUUGAUGCUACCAGGUCUACAGAAAAUAAAUCUUAUGUUAACGAUAUCGAUGCAAAGUCACAAGAGUCAAAGGUAAUUAUAGAACGAGAAAUUGCAUCAACUCCAGUUUCAUCAAAUGAACCCGAGUUGGAAUUCCGUGACGAAGCACAUCGUCCGUGGUGGAAAUUCUUUGAUGAAUACGAAUAUAGAGUCAACUCGAAUACGAAAUCGGGAAGGAAAUGGUAUAAAUGGUUUCACGACGACGAUACUCCAGCUGAACGCAGAGUGAUUUUGAAAAUUGAUUUAUUAUUAACUUUCUAUUCAUUAAUGGCGUACUGGGUGAAAUAUCUAGACCAAACAAACUUGACCAAUGCAUAUGUGGGUGGAAUGAAGGAAUCUUUGAACAUGGAGCAGAAUGAUUUCGUUAAUACUCAAGUGAUGUUUAGUGUAGGUAACAUCAUUUUCCAAAUCCCAUUCAUAUAUGUCUUGUACGCACUUCCUUUGAACUAUGUGUUACCAACAUUGGAUAUUUGUUGGUCGAUUUUAACUGUUUGUUUGUCACAAGCUACAAAUGUUGCAGGAUUGAAAGCAAUGCGGUUUUUCAUAGGUGCGUUUGAAGCACCUUCGUAUUUUGCUUAUCAUGCAUUAUUUGCCUCUUGGUUCAAAGGAAGCACAGGUGAAAUUUCAAGAAGAGCUGGCUUUUACUAUUUGGGUCAAUAUUUGGGGAUCUUGACCUCGGGAUUAUUAUCGGGAGCAAUUGAAAGGAGGAUGGGUGGAGUAAACGGACAUGAACCUUGGCAAUGGAUUUUUAUAAUUGAUGGUAUAAUCAGUAUUGUUGUUGGAAUAAUUGGUUACUAUAUGAUUCCAGGAACUCCAGAAGAUUGCUAUAGUAUUUUCUUAUCAGAUGAAGAAAUCAGAAUAGCUAGAAGAAGAAUGAAAAGGGAUCAAAAAGAUGCAAAACCAAGAGAAAACGCAUUGGGACAUUUCUUGGAUAAAAGUAUUUGGAAAAAAAUAUUUACAAGUUGGCAAUUUUAUGUAGUUGGAUUAUGGAACAUUUUCUGCUGGAAUAACUCAAAUGGAUCCUCGGGUGCUUAUGCAUUGUGGUUGCAAAGUUUGACAAAUGAAGAUGGCAGUCCUAGAUUUAGUCCCGGAGUGUUACAAGAUUAUACUGCAUUAACACCAGCCUUGGGAUUAAUCUGGUUAUUUUUGACUUGUUCAUUUGCUGAUUUCUUCAAAUGUAGAUGGGGAGCUAUAGUGUUUUCUCAAGUGUUUAAUGUUUUGGGCAAUAUCCUACUAGCUGUGUGGAACCUCCCAGAGAGGGUUAAAUGGUUUGCUUGGUGUUUGCAAUAUUUUGGUUGGGCAAUGGCACCGGUGUUGUAUUCAUGGCAGGGUGAUAUUUGCAGAAAAGAUAUUCGUGUGAGACAAGUGAUUUUGAUUUCAAUGAAUGUUUUGGCCCAACAAUCAACUGCAUGGAUAGCAGUGUUGGUUUGGAAGACCGUGGAGAGUCCUCGAUUUUUAAAAGGUUACUCGUUCACUGCUUCUAGUGGAUUCGCAUUGACUAUUUGGACAUUUGUCGUUUUAUGGUUUUACAAACGGCAGGAAAAACAAGAUGCCAGAGCAAAUGGUAUUGUACUCUAUGACUCAACUAAGGAAGACUUGGAGGAUGUUGUGAAACAUACCAAGGGAACUGGAACUGAAACUGAAACUGAAACUGAAACAAAGAAAAUUUAA